Molecule: messenger RNA, 2504 nt
Organism: Daldinia loculata
Lineage: Eukaryota; Fungi; Ascomycota; Sordariomycetes; Xylariales; Hypoxylaceae
Exons: 6
Coding region: 312-2375 (687 amino acids)
Biological process (GO): termination of RNA polymerase II transcription
Cellular component (GO): mRNA cleavage factor complex; cytoplasm
Molecular function (GO): RNA polymerase II complex binding; mRNA binding
Source: RefSeq, a predicted model, not a curated record
UCUUAAUACCUACCACCAGGCAGUUUCUCGUGGCCACUUUGGCAAACUGGUGGAACCGGGCAGGAGUGGUCCUAUCUUACAAUUCUCGUGCCUUUAUUUCUGGUGAGAAUAUCGAGUGAGGGGCAUCUAUCUGCAUCUGCCUUUGUGACAUCUAUACAACCUUAGAACUGGGUCAUUGUUCUCUACGUGCAAGCGGGAGAAAAGCGGCAAAUCACGGUCUGAACUCUCUUCAUCUUAUACAUCGUGAGGCCCUCCUCGCUAGUUCGUUUCCAUCGAUUCAUUCGUCGCGUGCUUGCAUAUAUUAAGCAAUCAUGUCCAACGACUCCGAGUCUGAGGCGGUAGCCCAGGACUUUCGAGAUGCUCUUGAAGAUCUUCAAAGUUUCGAUAGGACCGAAAUUAGCACCUUGACUGUAAUUGCAAGGGAAAACACCGAACACGCGCAUGCUAUUUCCGGCGCUCUUCAGGAUCACAUCAAACGAGUUGUUCCUCAAAAGAAACUACCUGCCCUCUAUGUUCUCGACUCCAUCGUAAAGAAUGUGGGUACGCCAUAUACGCUUUACUUCGGCCGAAAGUUAUAUCAGACAUUCAUGGAUGCCUACGCAUCAGUCGAUAUGCCUACCCGACGCAAGAUGGACGAGAUGCUUAGGACCUGGAAGGGACCCGUUGCCGGCUCGCUCGAUACCCGACCCGUUUUCCCUCCGGAUGUUACACGCCCCAUUGAGAACGCACUUAUCAAGGCGAGAACAGCACACCUACAAGCGCAGCAGAAGCAUCAACAAGGUCAGCAACAGUUGCUUGGCCGUGGUAGGCCAGCAAGCCAGGGGGUGCCAUAUCGCGAGACGCCUACUCCGCCAGGCUACCACCCGCCUCCUCAGGCCAACGGCUAUCCCUCUCAGGCUCCUGUACCCAACCCAAACGGCCCGUCUUAUGGUAGCUCGAGUCAGUUACCUCCGAACACCUACCCGUCGCAUCCCAGUCAACCACAGCCGGCCAGAUCUACACCACAACCUACGCCAGGAUUAAUGGCCUUCCAACCCCCCCAGCUAGGAGGCUAUGGCGUACCACAGGCUGGAAUCAGCAUAGAUGCUUUGAAUAAUGACAUCCAGAGACUGAUUACGGCCUCCAAGGCCCAAAUCGCAUUGAACCCGCAUGACCCUAGUAUACAGACAAGGUUGAAGGCGCUCAUGGAUUUGCAAACUAUACUUCAAACCCAGAACCUGCCACAGGAUCAGUUAGUGCUUGUUAAGAAUCAAAUUGCUGAUCUCGCCGUGACUAUAAGAGCACCCCCAUCACAAACACCUACUCCUACACCUAUCCCUCAGCCACAACCAGCACCCGUAGCAGUAGCUCCUCCGCCGGCGCCGGCGCCCAAGGUUUCUUUAGAUUCAUUAUUCGGUGCAGGUGCCUUGGCAGCCCUAAUGGCACGAAAUUCUGCCACGCCGCAAGCAUCUGCACCUUAUCACCCUCCUACACCUGCCGCUGUUCACACUCCGCCUCCGCUACCACAACCAAAACCGGUUGAAUCUAAGAAACCAGUCACUACACACCAGCCGCCACCACCUCCUUCUGAUCCUAUGGCACUAAUGAAUAUGUUGAGACAAGCCGGCUUACUUCCGGGUACGGCACCGGUUAGUAGUUCGACACCUGUCUCUCGUCCAACACCUUCAAAUUCCUUUCCUGUUGCUUUCAACACCCCGGCUAUGGUCCCGGUCGUUCAACAUAUUCGUCCUUCUACUCUUGAGGGUCUUACAAGUGAUAUCGUUCUGAAACCAUCGUCUCUCAAACAGUUUCGCCCUCACUUAUUGCCUUUCCUAUUCGAAUCUCUAGGACCUCAAUGUACACAGUGCGGACGACGGUUCCCGAAGAAUGAGGAGGGUAAGAAGAAAAAGACGGCCCAUAUGGACUGGCAUUUCCGGGUCAACCAACGUAUGGCCGAAGCUGAGAAGCGAGGACAACAUCGGAGCUGGUUAGUCGAUGAAGUAGAUUGGAUUAAAACGAGGGAGAUCGUCGACGAGGACUAUGUGGCCCCAUCCGGAGAUUCCAAUUCAGCAUCAGGCGGCGCCGCUCCUAAACCGCCGCAGUUGCAGUAUAUUCCGGUGCCUGACGAUCCUAGUUUAGCAAACAGCGUUUGUAGCAUUUGCCAAGAGAAGUUUGAGACGAGAUGGCUAGACCUGCAACAGGAGUUUGUGUGGCCUGACACUAUGAAAGUCGGCAAGAAGAUAUAUCAUGCCAGCUGUUAUAAAGAGGCAUUUAGGGAUGGCGGAAACACGCCAGCGUAUUCUAGGGGCACCCCUGAGCCAGUGACGGGAAAGAGGAAAGCCGAGCAGGACGAAUUAGCUUCUACACGAAGUAAGAUAAAGGUGGAGGGUACGUAGGAUGUACGCUCCAGCCCUAGUCCCCCUGACCCAUCGUGUUCCGUAUCGGAACGCUCACGUGUGAUCCGCUCUAGUGUCGUACGCUUGAGACCUACUCGCUUGAGUCCGACGAACUAUAGACCGACACAU